AUGCAUCGUGCAUACUCAUUAGCCAUCUUAAACAUUGAGCCUAAAUGCUAUGAAGAUGCCAUACUUAAACCUUGUUGGCAAGAGGCCAUCCGAACUGAAUUGGAUGCUCUAAAUGAGAACAAAACUUGGACAUUGACUUCCCUUCCAAGUGGUAAGAAGGCGAUUGGUUGUAAGUGGAUCUUUAGGGUCAAAUAUCACCCUGAUAGUAGUGUUGAGCAACACAAGGCUCGCCUCGUGGCAAAGGAGUUCACUCAAGUCCCCGGAAUUGACUAUAAAGACACGUUUAGUCCCGUUAUCAAGCUAGGAACACUGCGGGUUGUUUUGGCACUGGCUGUUGUCAAGGGAUAG
Messenger RNA from Arachis ipaensis, 348 nucleotides. Lineage: Eukaryota; Viridiplantae; Streptophyta; Magnoliopsida; Fabales; Fabaceae. The record is from RefSeq and is a predicted model, not a curated record.